Messenger RNA from Triplophysa rosa, 4291 nucleotides. It is a transcript of the gene slc6a6b, whose product is annotated as solute carrier family 6 member 6b. The coding region runs from base 221 to 2098 and encodes 625 amino acids. Gene Ontology annotation, molecular function: taurine:sodium symporter activity. Gene Ontology annotation, cellular component: plasma membrane. Gene Ontology annotation, biological process: neurotransmitter transport; sodium ion transmembrane transport; taurine transmembrane transport. The record is from RefSeq and is a predicted model, not a curated record. NCBI's taxonomy places the organism in Eukaryota, Metazoa, Chordata, Actinopteri, Cypriniformes, Nemacheilidae. The transcript is spliced from 14 exons.
GGCGCUUUAAGAAGACGCACUGCUGCCGCGGACGGGAUGGGCAGGCCGGUGUUUUUCCACUAGUGAUGUCUAAUGGUCACCCAUGCUGAGAGACAAAGGUCAGAAAAAAAGCUCAUAAACUAAAUUUACCGCCGCCUCUGUUAUUCAGCACUCGGGCGCCGCACAAUACAGAAGGGAAAAGAGCUUUUCAAAGGAAUUAAAGGAAGUAACCCGUAAAAGCAUGGCCCAAAAAGAGAAACUCCAGUGUCUGAAGGAUUUCCACAAAGACAUUCUGAAACCAUCCCCCGGAAAGAGCCCAGGCACAAGGCCGGAGGACGAAGCGGAGGGAAAACACCCCCAAAGGGAAAAAUGGGCGAGCAAGCUUGACUUUCUUUUGUCAGUCGCCGGGGGCUUCGUAGGUUUAGGCAACGUUUGGCGUUUCCCAUACCUCUGCUACAAGAAUGGCGGAGGUGCAUUUCUCAUCCCGUACUUCAUCUUUCUGUUCGGUGGAGGUUUGCCUGUGUUUUUCCUGGAGGUGGCGCUGGGCCAGUACACUUCUCAGGGAGGAAUCACCUGCUGGGAGAAACUGUGUCCCAUCUUCACAGGUAUCGGCUACGCAUCCAUAGUGAUCGUUUCUCUGCUGAACGUCUACUACAUUGUGAUCCUGGCCUGGGGCUUGUACUACCUGUUCCAGUGCUUUCAACCAGAGCUCCCCUGGGCAAGCUGCAACAACAAAUGGAACACGGACAACUGCGUGGAGGACACCCUCCGCAAGAACAAGACACUCUGGGCGACUGCAAAUGCCACUAACUUCACCUCUCCCGUCACUGAGUUCUGGGAGCGAAAUGUUCUCAGCAUCUCUGAUGGUAUCGAGGAGAUAGGUCACGUAAAAUGGGACCUGGCUCUUUGUCUUCUCGCUAUGUGGGUCAUCUGCUUCUUCUGUAUUUGGAAAGGUGUGAAGUCCACUGGGAAGGUUGUGUAUGUCACUGCAACAUUCCCAUUUGUAAUGUUAAUCGUCUUACUGGUACGGGGUGUAACUCUUCCUGGGGCAGCCGAGGGCAUCAAAUUUUAUCUGUACCCGAAUGUCACUCGCCUUGCAGAUCCAGAGGUUUGGAUUGAUGCGGGGACGCAGAUUUUCUUCUCCUAUGCCAUCUGUCUUGGGGCCAUGACGUCGCUGGGAAGCUACAACAAGUACAAAUACAACUGCUACAGGGACUGUUUGCUGCUUGGAGGCCUGAACAGCGCUACCAGCUUUGUGUCUGGCUUCGCAAUAUUUUCCGUCCUGGGCUUCAUGGCACAAGAGCAAGGGGUGGACAUAGCCGAUGUGGCAGAGUCAGGUCCUGGCUUAGCCUUCAUUGCCUACCCUAAAGCUGUGACUAUGAUGCCACUGCCUACGUUUUGGGCCGUUCUUUUCUUCAUUAUGCUUCUGCUGUUGGGCCUCGACAGUCAGUUUGUCGAAGUGGAAGGGCAGAUCACAUCCUUAGUGGAUCUGUAUCCAUCCUUCCUACGGAAGGGUUAUCGGCGUGAAAUCUUCAUAGCUAUAGUCUGUUUUGUGAGCUUCCUGUUGGGACUAACCAUGGUCACCCAGGGUGGCAUGUAUGUGUUUCAACUCUUUGACUACUAUGCAGCCAGUGGCGUGUGCCUUUUAUGGGUUGCAUUCUUUGAAUGUAUUGCUGUAGCCUGGGUUUACGGUGCGGAUAAUUUCUAUGAUGCGAUUGAAGAGAUGAUUGGUUACAGACCAAAUCCCUGGAUGAAAUGGAGUUGGACUGUGGUCACACCUUUUCUGUGUGUGGGAUGCUUUGUCUUCUCAUUGGUCAAGUAUGCACCUCUGAGGUACAACAAAGUCUAUGAGUACCCGGAAUGGUCCAUUGCAGUGGGGUGGACCCUGGCGCUUGCGUCCAUGAUCUGCAUACCAAUGGUGGUUGUAAUCAAAAUCAUUCAAUCAGAUGGGCCCCUUAUUGAGAGGAUCAAAGCUGUGGCGGCUCCCGUGAGGGGAGGGGCUAGUUCCUGCCCCAAAGAAUACCAGCCCAAAAGCAACGAGCUGGCGCAGCCCCUGGACCCCAACUGGAACGGAGGGUCGACGAAGCCCACCCACACCAUCGUAGAAACUAUGAUGUGAACGCUCUCUGUGAGAGGAUUCAAAUGAUCUGCUUUUCCAGUAUAUAUAUAUAUAUGUGUGUGUAUAUAUAUAUAUAUAUAUAUAUAAUCUGUAACUUUUGACAUAGUCGUAGGACCAGGUUUACAUUGCUACGCAUCUGCACUAGGAGUCCUUUUUUUCUACAGAGGAAGUUACAUUUUUUCUGUCUGUAUUUUUUAAUAUUUUUACCGUAAUACUAUUAUAUUAAGAUUAUUGUCGCUGUUAUUAGAGGGAGAACAGAUCACGUACAGCAGUAUCGUAAAAGUAGAACCAUAACUGUUCUAUUUUUGUCACUUUUAUCUUGUACAUAUCGAAAUUGAAGUGAGCAGUGCUUGUUUUUAGAGUUGAAUUAUGGGAAGAAAACAAAGGGCUCCGGAACAGAAGAAAAAAACGCAAGUAAACGUGACUAAUAACAUUGGUCUACCCAGGUAAAAUAUCUUUUUAGGGAGGUGUCUUUAAAUGGUAGUGUUAGACCUUACACGUUACUAUAGAUCUUUAAUGUUAUAAAGCUAAGUGUGUCCCAACAAACUGUUUAGACUGGAGAUGGUGACUGGUGCUGGCCAAAAGAAUCAGGACUUUUAGCCCUGCUGAUGCACUAAUACAAAGGACACUACUUUCUCCACUUUGAUGCACUUUUUAAGUACAUUAAGUCUAACUAGUUUGGAUGCGUUUGUUUCUGACGUCAUAGGAUUUGGAUAUCGCGAAUGACCUCACAAGUGCAUAUCGCACUAAUUCUAGGCAACGUCUCAGUCCCCAUUUGACAUGAGAUGUUUAGAAUAGCAUUAGUAGAUACCAGUAACAGAGACGCUAGCUUGCCUGCUAUUAUGACGUACCGUUCGGAAGAUGCAAGACGGAGGGUUUGGCCCUGAUUUACGUACAUAAAAAUGUUGUACUAUAAACUGUAAAAAAAUAUGUCUCCACUUCAGUCCACUGCAGAAAAACAAAGCCAAAGUGUCCCACAACUGGCCACUGACAUAUUGCGCCAUUUAUUUUGUUUGAGUCUGUGCAGAUUAUCGGUGUGAUAAAAUCAAUAAUUCUGGAGAAUUCCAGAAUUCAAUGCGUUAGAUUGCACCAGAAAAUGUGUACGCUAUAUUUGGGAUCUUCGUUAAUCAGGGCCUUAGCGUAGCAAUUUUAAAAUACAUUUUCAAUGGUCUCUUGGUCAGCACUCACUAUUAGUCGACCUUGUUCAAUAAAAAUACAAAAGUACCAAAUCAUGAAAUUUGCCGGCACCGAACGCGUUCUUAUUUUGAGGAUGUUGGAAUGUAAAGCUGCCUGAUUUUAAAGCCACAUAGAUUCAGGGCUAGUUUGUUUUGUUUUUAUCAACUCUAAGCUGUUUGUAUUUCCAAUCACAUUUGCCUUUUGUAUUAGAAAGUCACUGUAUUUGACUGCUAUGUUUAACAAUUACCAAUAGAUCUCAUGUAUAACUGUUAAUCAUCAAAAAAGCUUGCUAUGAACUGUAAUGUGCAAUACUUUGUAGAACAACAUGCAUUGUUACUUUCUUCACCUGUCUUGCAAAAAGUUGGUACUCGGAAGUGUGGAAUUCUGUAUACAUUUAAGGUUCAUGGCAGAAACAGUGAACAGGGGCCAAUAUAAGCUACCAUGUGUGGUAUGCUAAACUAACACCAAAAAAAACCUCAAUGCAGUUCUACUCACUGUGAUUUAUAUAAUUUUAACUUUAAAUGACAUAGUAAAUGUUAAACAUAUGGUUUAGCAUUGCUGCCAAUAUAUGGUUUCAAUUGAUUGAUUUCAAUAUUGUUUUCUUGGCCAAGUUAGAGAUUGUACCUUAUGGACGCGUCAUUGAAGUGUUAAAGAAAUUAUUAAACUUCAAUGUAAAUGUUGAAAGAGGCACAAUUUCUUAGCAAUACAUAAAUUAAUGUUCAGUCUCAGGGUGCGUUCCACUAUGAACUCAUCUUUUUUUUUAAGAGGCAUGAUUUCCCACUAUUGUAUGUGUCUUUAAACCCUUCCAUUUUUGAAGAAGAGCUUCAAAAGUGUUUAUCAAUAAAGUGGCAGUGUUUAUAAAUAAAAUAUAUAACCUUUAUAAAGUAAUGAUUACAAAUGUUUUAUUUUUUUAUUUCUGAGGAUAUGAAAGAAAGCAAGUGUAUUAAUAAGAUUUUACAGUACCUGAAAAAGAAAAAAACGUUUUAUCUCUUAAUAAACAUUUAUCUUUUAAAAACC